UUAUAGCUCUCUCAUCUUUCAUACUACAUCCGUCACUGUAUUCCUACUUUCUUCCCCCUUCUGUCGUCACUCUCUCCCCCUUCAUCGCAGGGUUAUUUAACUUCACUUCCUCUAAACACACGUGCUAAGGAAAACUAAUCACAAUGGGAGACGCUGGAGACUACACCUCUGUCCAGGCCCUUACUGCCCGAAUUCCCAUGGGAUCCAAAGGGAGUUCAUCCUUCUUCCCGAACCUCACUGAUGGAACACUUCUAGGUGAAGAACAGACCGACCGAAUGAUAAUCCCCUUGGACUUGGGGUCGGUGUCCCAGGGAAAGGCUCUGACUGCAUUCUGCGUACGACAUGGACUGAACGUUCUGAGUGUGCUGAAUGUCGCCUGGGCGACGGUGCUCUCCGCAUAUGUCGGCAGCGAGACUGUAGGGUUUCUCUUUGUUAGAUUCGUCGCCGGUGUGCCACAUGUAGGCGUCUACCAGACGGAGAUCGACGGGGCAAAGACGGUGCUGCAGACGCUCGUUGACGCGGAGGAGACGCUGCAGGCUAGUAUUUCGACAUCUGCCCUCAUGACACCGACCGAAUUUCAGGAAUUCGCCGCCCGGGAGGGCGGUCCAGCUUUCAAUAGCGUUUUAAUGCUGUAUGACCGAGAAUCUCCAGAGCGAGAAGAGUCGGGCAAUAAUCUUGCUAUUCACGCACGAUAUCUACAGGAUCAGUUUGCCGUUGACCUGCAGUGUCCGACUUCCUUGAUCACCACCCCGCAGGCGAAACACUGUGCAGCGACACUCAGCCAUGUACUCGGUGAGAUCAUCAAAGCCCCUCGCACCCCCCUCACAGAGGUAAGUUUAAUGAGCCAGGAUGGAUUGCAUCAACUCUGGCAAUGGAACCAGAAGAUGCCCCCUGUGGUCUCUCACUGUCUGCACCACCUCAUCGACGACCGUGCCGCUAGAGAGCCCCAAGCAUACGCCAUCGAUGCCCCGGAUGGACGCAUGACAUAUGGCGAGCUACAGAGGCUUACUGAUCGCCUGGCCCACCAUCUUGUGGAUCGGGGCGUGGGCCCAGAAGUGGCUGUGCCCCUCUUCUUCGAGAAGUCCAAGUGGGCAAUUGUUACCAUGAUCGCCGUCAUUAAAGCGGGCGGCGCCAUUGUGAAUUUGGAUGCCAAACAGCCUAGGUUACGCUCGAUGGGACUGAUGGAACAGUUACGGGCUCCAUUGGUCCUCACCUCCUUGCAGUAUGAACCGCUCUGGCAGGGCGACUACAACGUCCUCUCCGUCUGCCAGGAUAGCGUGAUGGCGCUCCCUGCGCAGGAAGCAGCCCCAGCAGUUGCAGUCACUCCGCGGAAUGUCCUAUACAUCAUCUUCACUUCUGGUAGUACUGGGGCCCCCAAAGGCUGUGUGGUGGAGCAUGAAUCCUUCUUGACGGCUGCGACCCAGCAUGUCAAGGUGGGCGAGAUCACCUCGAACAGCAGGAUCCUGCAGAUGACACCAUACACAUUCGAUGUCUGCAUGCUCGAGAUUUUCACAACCCUCACGACCGGUGCCUGUGUCUGCUUCCCCAGCGACGAACAAGCACAAUAUGGGAUCGCGCAUGUUAUCAACACUUUGCGCAUCACUUGGACCUUCAUGACUCCUUCAGUGGUUCGCUUGAUAGAUCCCGUUGACGUGCCUACUCUGAAGACAUUGGCCCUUGGGGGUGAAACAUUGAGCCAAAUCGAUGUUACAACCUGGGCCGAUAAAUUGCAUUUGAUCAAUGGAUACGGUCCUAGUGAAUGUUCCGUCGCAGCCACAAUCAACCCCCAUCUCGCCACGACUGCGGACCCAGCGAACAUCGGGCGCGGCUACGGUGCGGUCUGCUGGGUUGUCCACCCGGACGAUCACAACCGUCUCGUUCCGAUCGGGGCCGUUGGUGAGCUGGUCAUCCAAGGUCCGAUCGUUGCGAGAGGCUACCUCCAUGAGCCCGUGAAGACCGCAGCAGUGUUCUUGGAUGAAGCCCCCGACUUUCUGCAAAAUAUGACCUCCCAGCCACCCCCAUUCCGGCUAUACAAAACCGGUGAUCUCGUGAGAAACAACAGCGACGGUUCGAUCAGCUUCAUCGGACGGAAGGACCGCCAGGUGAAGCUUCGGGGCCAGCGUUUGGAGCUAGGUGAGAUUGAGCAACGCCUCUCCAUGGACUCAAUGGUACGCCAUGCCUUCGUCCUUCUCCCCAAAGCAGGUCCUUGUAAAGGAAGCCUGGUGGCAGUGCUCUCGCUCCAUGCUUUCCCACACAACGGACCGCGAGACGCCAACGUACACGAGCUACCUGCCGACCACAAAAGUCAUGCACGGACAUUGCUACCUGAUAUCUGCGCUCGCCUUGCUGCACAGCUCCCAGGUUAUAUGAUGCCCACCUUCUGGGCUGUGUUGGCCACCCUUCCCUUUACGACAUCCGGAAAGGUCAAUGGUGUUGUCAUGACCCAGUGGGUUCGUGACAUGUCGAAAGAUACUUAUAACGAGAUCGCCGGUAUUGUAGAAGACGAACAAGAAACGAGCGAGACCGCACUUUCAUCCGAAGUGGAGCUUCUCCUACAGAAGAUCUGGGCGGAAGAGUUGGGCAUUGAAGUGUCGCAGUUGAAACAUAAUCGCGCUUUCAUAGCCUUAGGAGGAGAUUCUAUCACGGCCAUGAAGAUAGUGGCACGGUGUCGCCAGGAGCAGAUGAUGCUUUCGGUGUCGGAUGUGGUUCGGGCGAAAAGUCUGAUCGAUUUGGCCUCAAAGACUGUCUUCUCUUCGAAAGUGUCUGUAGAGGACACCAUUGUUGUCCCCCCUGGUUCUACGCCCGUGGGGCGGAUUGCUGCCAUCGACGACGCCUUUUUGUCCAAAGCUGGUCUCCCUAGCAAGGAAGAGGUGGAAGACAUCUACGGCUGCUCCCCAGUACAAGACGGAAUCCUUCUCAGCCAGGUAAAGUUUCCCGGGACUUAUGAAAUCCGCCGUGUUCUCCACGUCCUGUCCAAUUGCGAUGCCACCACCACUGUUAUGGGUCUUCAGCGGUCCUGGCAGGGAGUUAUAGAUCGCCAUCAAUCCCUUCGGACCAUCUUCGUCGAUGCGGGAGGAUCCUUCCAGCAGGUGGUACUCAAGAACGUUACAGCCUGCAUCUAUUGCUGCGAGUACACGGGCUCGGGCGAUGAAGCGGAGGUCACUCGUUUCCUUAAGACUCUCCCCUCUCCAACGUACGGACCCUCGGAUCCUCAACACCGUCUCACCGUUUGCCUCACUGGCGGCGACAACAUCUACAUGAUGGUGGAGCUCAGCCAUGCGAUAAUCGAUGGCGGGUCUACCGAGGUCGUCCUGCGGGAGAUGUCACUCGCCUUUGACGGAAAGUCGCCCACAGAGUCUGCGUCGCUGUACAGUGACUAUAUCCAGUACAUCUCGACCCAGAAACACUCGCAAAGCGACUCGAUGGACUACUGGACCAGAUAUCUCGAUGGAGUCCAGCCGACUAUUGUCCCAAUGUAUCCUCAGAAUGGGAACCAUUCCAGGCAUAUCCAAUCCAUUACCGUUCCCUUCACUGGGGUAAAAGAUCUUUUUAAUUUUUCCGAAGCCCAUGGAGUCACCAUUGCUAAUGUGCUACAAACUGCAUGGGCCUUGGUUCUCCGAGACUACACUGGCUCCGAUGAUGUCUGUUUCGGAUAUGUGGCUUCUGGUCGCGACGUACCGGUUCAAGGCAUAGAACACGCGGUUGGUGCCUUCAUUAACAUGCUGGUUUGUCGGGUGCGUUUGGACCAGCAUGAGGCUGCUCUGAAUGCCAUCGAAACCGUGCAGAAUGACUAUUUCUCCGCUCUGGCCCAUCAACAUUGUUCCCUGGCCCAGAUCCAGCAUGGCCUGAACCUGUCGGGCAUGCCGUUGUUCAAUACCAUCGUUUCUCUGCAGAAAGCUACCUCGGCGCCGCUGUGUGGAGAAUCCCUCUCCUUCCGGGCCCUUGAAGAAGAUGACCCGACAGAUUUCGACAUUACCGUUGCCAUCGACGUAAGCAACGAGGAUGUUCAAAUAUCUAUCGGUUAUUGGUCCUCUUUACUAACACAGGGCGAUGCAAUCAACCUAGCAAACACAUUUAGCACCGCAAUUUCUCGUGUUGUGGAUCAUGCCAGAGUUAAGCUCACCGACAUUGACCUGUUCGAUGAAAAGGAUCGCGCUCAGAUCUUUGAGUGGAACAAGGUUGAGCCAGUUGGGGAGUCAGGAUGUGUGCAUGAAUACUUCUACGAGCAAGUCUCGAAGCAACCAGAUGCCCAAGCAGUCUGUGCGUGGGAUGGCGAAUACACCUAUUCUCAACUUGACCUGUUGUCUGAAAAGCUAGCCCACCACCUGGCACAACUUGGGGCAGGACCGGAGGUGCUCAUACCCCAUUGCUUUGAGAAGUCGAAACUGGCGACAGUGACCAUGUUGGCGAUUAUGAAGUCUGGUAGUGCUGGUGUUGGUUUGAGCUCUGCGCAUCCGAUAUCUCGCAUUCAGGAUAUCCUAGAUGGUUGCCAGGCACGUAUCGCGGUGGUUGCCGCGCAGCACGCCAAACUGCUUGAAGGCCUCGUGCAACAUGUUGUAGUCGUGGACGAAGCCUUUCUUGAAUAUCUCCCUGCUCCUACCCACAGCGCUUCACUCCCUAAGACCCAGCCAUCCAACCCAGCUUUUAUAUCGUUCACGUCCGGCAGUACAGGAAAGCCAAAGGGCAUCAUCCUCGAGCAUCGAUCCCUAAUCACUAGCAUUCAAGCCCACGGGUCCGAAUGGGGAGUUAACGCGGGCUCGCGUGUUCUGCAGUUCUCGGCCUACGCAUUCGAUGCCAGUGUUUCCGACACGUUCACUACGUUGAUCCGUGGUGGCACGGUUUGCAUACCGUCCGAAAAAGAUCGAGUGGAUGACUUGGCUGGUGCGAUCAACAGGCUCGGCGCCAACUGGGCGUUCCUGACUCCCCGUGUCCUCAGCCUGCUUUCACCACAAAGCGUGCCCACUCUGAAAACAGUCGUCCUUGGGGGCGAAGCAAUCUCGCGCGAAGAUAUCUCCCCAUGGGUCGAUGCUCUAGAGUUGCGUAUUGUCUAUGGACCUACAGAAUGUACCAUCUACAGCAUGGGAACAGACCCCCUGACCAGAGACAGUGACCCGGCCGGACUGGGUCAUGCCGUCGGAACUCGUCUUUGGGUGACGGAUCCCGAGAGUACUGACAAGCUCCUUCCUGUUGGAUGUAUUGGCGAGUUGGUCAUUGAGGGACCAUUGGUCACCCGUGGAUACCUGAACGAGCCCGAAAAGACGAAAGCAGCCUUCUUCGAAGAUCCAGCCUGGUCGCCGAUGGUGGAGAAAGAAAGGCCGUGCCGAUUCUACAAAACAAAUGAUUUGGUUCGCUAUUACCCGGACGGUCAGCUUCGGUUUAUUGGUCGUAAGGAUACCCAGAUCAAGGUCCGGGGCCAGCGUGUUGAGUUGGGCGAAAUUGAGCAUGCGAUCUUGGAGAAUCUGCCGGGUGCUACACAUGUCACCGUUGACUCAGUCACUUUGCCUCCUCAAACAUUGGUAGCCUUUCUCAAGAUGAAGGAGCACAUGCCCAUUGGAGGAAAUGGGCCCUUUGCUCUACUGUCUCCUGAAUUCAGGGCGGAACUGCGGGCUCUCGAGAAAGUACUCACAGAGACGUUGCCAACAUACAUGAUUCCCAGUUUGUUUAUCCCAAUUUCUCAAAUACCCAUGACGAUUUCCGGCAAGGUCGAUCGAAUCAUACUCCGCGGCGCCGUCUUUGGUCUUUCGCGCGAGCAGAUGGAGAUGUACGCGUUAGCCGACCAGGACAAAGCCGCCCCUCAGACCAAGCUAGAGGAGCAGCUACAGGUCUCAUGGGCCACUGUUCUAGGAAAGGAGCUCAGCGCCGUGGGUCGCAAUGAUAACUUCUUCAGACUGGGAGGGGACUCCAUUGUCGCUAUGAAAUUGGUUGUCGCAGCUCGGGAAGUAGGGCUCUUGUUAACCGUCGCUGAUAUUUUCCGGUACCCGGACCUGUCUGAAAUGGCCAAACACGUUGAACUCGCUAAGGUGGACUAUCAUGAGAAUUUUUAUGAGCCGUUUGCCAUGUUGCACAGAGUUACCGACGCCAUGGAGCUGCUGGAGGCGGCUGCAGGCCAUUGUUCCAUCGCACGCAGCGACAUUCAGGAUUUGUAUCCUUGUACCCCUCUUCAGGAGGGUGUCUUUAUGAUGUCAACCACCCAUGCCGGUGCCUAUAUUGCCCAGUCUGCUUUCCGGCUGCCAGCGGGCUUUGAUAUACAGAGAUUCAAGAACGCCUGGCAACUUUUGGUGGACACUCAUUCUAUUCUACGUACCCGCAUCGUCAUCAUCGAUACUACGUCAUACCAGAUUGUGUUGACAGAAGAGGCUGCUAAACUAGAAUGGCAGGAAGAAUCUUGUUUGGAGGAAUACCUCAAGCGUGACCAGGUCACUCCUAUGGCCAUCGGCACACCCUUGACGCGCUAUGCCAUAGUUGAAGAUGGUGAAUGCUCGAUCUUCGUCUGGACAGCCCAUCACGCCGUGUAUGAUGGCUGGACGGUUCCACUUUUGUUUGAACAGCUGGAACAGAUCUAUAGAGAUGAUGUCAAGCCUUGUGGAGUGACGCCUUACUCUAAGUUUGUAGAAUACAUUCAAGACACCGAGCCUGAGGCGUCACAGGAGUUUUGGCGUUCGAUGGCUCCUCAAGUACCACCCUCUUCCUUUCCCCGGCUGCCAUCUGAGACCUACCGACCCCGAGCAAAGAAAGCCUGCUCUCGGAAUGUCGAGGUAACCUUGGUGCAUGAGUCCAACUUCACUAUGGCUAUCCUCCUGCGAGCAGCAUGGGCUAUUGUCAUGGCACGGUAUACCGACUCAGAGGAUAUUGUUUAUGGACUCACACUUUCGGGACGUGAUGCUCUCGUCCCCCACAUCGAGCGCAUCGCUGGUCCGACCAUCACCACCGUUCCUAUGAAUGUCCACCUGAACCCCGAUAUGCCCCUCCAGAGCUUUCUUGAGAGCCAACAAGAACAGAAUAUCGAGAUGAUGAACUUCCAGCAUGUCGGUCUGCGAAAUAUUCGCAGUAUCAGUCCCCAGGUGUCGACUGCGACGGAUUUCACAAAUUUAUUCGUUGUCCAGCCGAGGACAGGUGAUAAGCAAUUGUUUGCUGAGUUCCAGAGUGUGCCAACGGACAUGACGCGGUUUGAUCCCUAUGCUUUGAUCGUAGAAUGUAAUCUCGGCGAUGGCCACAUUAACUUGGAAGCCCGGGUCGACGAUGAUAUCUUGCCGGUGGCCCUGACGGAGAGACUCCUGGGCCACUUUGAACACGUCUUGCGGCAAAUCACUCGGCCGUCCACCGACGCAAAGCUUGGGGACAUCAGUUUGUGUAGCAAAGAUGAUGAAAAGCAGAUCUGGGAAUGGAACAGUGUGGUGCCAACCGCAACCAACGAGUGUGUGCACGACAUAAUCUCCCAACAGGCUGUUCUCAACCCUGGAAACAUGGCUAUUGAGGCAUGGGACGGAAAUUUGACUUAUCAUGAGCUCGACGAGCUGUCCUCAAGAUUAGCUUGCCACCUAUCCACCAAGUAUUCCGUCAAGCCCGAGACACUGCUGCCCCUGUGCUUCGACAAGUCUGUCUGGACAGUGGUUACUAUGGUCGCCGUGAUUAAAGCAGGAGGUGCCUGCGUCAUGUUGAACCCUGACCACCCAGUUACCCGACUCCAAGCUCUGAUUGAAGACACAGGCUCUCAUGUCGUCCUCAGCUCGCCUGAACAUAAACACAUCUUCAGCUCCGUCUCGGCAUCUGUUGUAGCUGUCACACUAUCUUUCAUUCAGAAACUGCCCCCUGUCUCGGCGUCACAGGUUGCAUUGCUACAUGUCCUACCGAAUAAUCCUGUGUUUAUGAUAUUUACCUCAGGCAGCACAGGAAAACCUAAAGGCAUCAUUGUACAGCACAAUUCUGUUUGCACGGUAGCCACCCAGCAUGGCGAAAGUCUGGGCUUUGGUGGACCGGGAUCACGAGUAUUGCAGUUUGCUUCGUUCACUUUUGAUGUGAGCAUGGGUGAAAUCUUUAUCACGCUGAUGAAGGGAGGUACUCUCUGUAUCCCCACAGAGCAUGACCGAGUCAAUAACCUUGCUGGAGUAAUCAACUCUAUGCGGGUAACAUGGACCUUCAUGACUCCGACAGUUGCUGCCCUUCUGGAUCCCAAGGAAGUUCCCCAUUUGCAAACGCUGGUUCUGGGUGGUGAAGCCGUUUCGCAAAGCCUGGUCGAUCGCUGGGUAAACCAUGUUAACAUGAUUGACUCCUACGGACCAGCCGAGUGUACCAUCUGGGCUUCACAUGCCAACCCAGGUGAUAAGGUCUCUCCCGCAAAUAUCGGUCAGGGUAUCGGCUGCCGGUUCUGGGUCGUGGAGAGCUCGGACCAUGACCGCCUUGCCCCUGUCGGCUGCGUGGGUGAACUGCUCAUCGAAGGGCCGAAUGUCUCGCGAGGUUAUCUGAAUGAGGCAGAAAAGACGAGAGCUGCAUUUGUUGAAAGUCCUGCAUGGAUGCAUGGAAAGGAGAUUCCACAAUACAAGUUCUAUCGCACUGGUGAUCUAGUCCGUUACAACACCGAUGGAAGUUUGAAUAUUGUCGGUCGCAAAGACAGCCAAGUCAAGUUCCACGGUCAGCGUGUCGAGUUGGGCGAGAUCGAAUUCCACCUUCGUGCCUGCAAAGCGGUCGAGGCCGGUAUGGUUACUCUGCCCAAGAGUGGCCUGUUCAAAGGAAAGCUCGUUGCGGUGGUGGCGCUAGAACAGUUGCGACCCUUGGCACUCGAAGGCGAUCGCGUCGAGCUGAUUCUCGAUGAUCUAAAGUCUACAGCCCAGCCACUCAUCAUGCAAAUCCAGGAAGAGUUGGCGGGAUUACUGCCUGGCUACAUGGUCCCCUCCACCUGGAUAGUCUUAGACUCUAUUCCGUUGACUGCAUCGCGAAAGAUAAACCGUAUGCCUAUCACUCGCUGGGUCACCAGUGUGACUAAAGAUAAUUAUCGCAAGAUCGUGGAUAUCGCCUCCUCCAGUCUUGAUCUACCCGUGACUGCCGUAGAGAAGCAGUUAGCAGAAGUGUGGAGCCAUGUUUUGAACAUCCCAGAGGAAUCUAUUGGCUUGAACCGAUCGUUCAUGAGCCUAGGCGGAGAUUCAAUCACUGCUAUGCAAGUUGUCUCCCGCUGUAGAGCCAUUGACCUCCAGCUCAGCGUUCAAGAUAUUCUGCUCCCAAAGUCGCUGGCGGCGGUCGUCAGUUGCACAAAAUCGUCAACUGGUAGCGCCACUACUAGGGAGGAACUGUAUGAUACGCCAUUCAGCCUAUCACCUAUUCAGAAUGUCUAUUUCAACGAUGUCGUGCGCAGCAUGGGAGGUAUGCACACUCAGCAUCAUUAUAACCAGAGUGUGUUGUUACGCUUGGCCCGUCCUGUGCCCACAGCUGCAGUAAUGUCUGCUAUUGAGCGGAUUGUGACCAGGAACUCCAUGUUGCGUGCGAAGUUUAUUAAAGUGGAUGACGGCGGGUGGUCACAAAUAGUCCAGAGCAAGCCUAAUGGUUCUUAUAAGAUUGGUUUCCAUACAUCAGCGGGCCGCCGUGAGAUGCUCGAUAUUAUUAACUCCUCUCAACACAGCAUCGACAUUGAGAAUGGACCGGUUUUCGUUGUGGAUCAUUUUGAUCUUUGUGAGGAAAAGAGAGGAGAGGCGAGCCUUGACAGCCAACCCAGCCAGCUCCUUUCGCUCAUCGCGCAUCAUCUCGUCGUUGAUGCUGUCUCCUGGCAUGUUAUUGUCGGUCAAUUAGAAACCUUGCUGUCGACCGAGGAGAGCAGCCCUCAUGCUUCUAUACCGUUUCACAGCUGGAUACAAGAGCAGUGCAAAUUCGGAGAGCAACUGGUCCCCAGGUCAGUGCUGCCCAAUGCUAUACCCGCUGCCAACCUUCAAUACUGGGGUAUGCAGCAGUUACCCACAUGGGAAAAUGUCGAAGAGGCUCGCUUCAUCAUAGAUGAAAACAUCACCUCACUUCUGCUUGGAGCGGCCAACACAGCAUUGCGGACCGAACCCAUCGACAUACUCCUGGCGGCAAUUCAGCAAUCCUUUACCCAGACGUUUACAGACCGUACAGCACCUGCCAUCUUUAGCGAAGGCCAUGGCAGAGAACCAAUGGAUAGGUCUAUCGAUCUUUCGGAAACAGUAGGAUGGUUCACCACAUUUUAUCCUGUACACAGACGCGUUAGGAGGGACGAAAGCAUCAAGGAGGCCGUCAAGCGAACAAAAGAUGCUCGUCGUGCCUUCAAGGAUCACGGAUUUUCGUACUUUAGCUGCCGUCACUAUAGUACCGAAGGUCGUAAGGUUUUUGGGGAUCACAGGGCCAUGGAAAUCUGCUUCAACUAUUUUGGACAAGCACAGCAACUAGAGCGAGGUGAUGCCUUGUUCAAGCAAGAACCACUUCGUGCGGGUGAGGCAAUCCACAACAUUGGUGAGAGUAUGGGCCGUUUGGCUGUUUUCGAUAUCACUGCCGCUGUUUCCUUCGGCCGACUUGUCAUCUCGUUUUUCUUCAAUCACGACAUGAACCGUCGGGAUCAGGUACACCAUUGGGUAACCCGAUGUGAACAAGCUAUUCAGGCUGCUGUCGAUGACCUAGUGCCUAGCUCAGUGGAGCAUACUCUUAGCGACUUCCCGCUCAUGAGGAUCAGUUACCUGGAUUUAUCGACCUUCACAAAUACGAUCCUGCCAGCGAUGGGCAUUUCGCCCGACAACAUCGAAGAUAUGUACCCUUGCUCACCAAUACAGGAGGGUAUACUUCUCAGCCAGGCUCGUCAGCCGGGCACGUAUGAGGUUCGCCAACUCUUUGAAGUCGUUCCUAGAUCGGAUGUCGGUGCCGUGGACGUCCUAUACCUACUGAAAGCAUGGCAGCGAACUGUAGAUCGUCAUCCCAUCUUGCGAACGGUCUUCAUAAAUUCAUUAUGUGGAGACGGGGUCUAUGACCAGCUUGUACUGCGAUCGCACCAAGCCACGGUUGAACAUCUUACGUGCGCUGGAACUGAUGUUGUCCCGUUUGUCCAAAGCCAACAACCACCUGAUUACACUAAACCGGUUCCUGCCCAUCGGCUGAUUAUUUGUGAAGGGCCUUCAUCAGUCUAUUGUCAACUUGAAGUCAGCCAUGCCCUAAUCGACGGCACCUCAUUGGCGCUCUUGAUCCGUGAUUUUAUAUCUGCCUAUGAAGGCACACUACCCGCAGGAUCGGGACCGCUCUACAGUAAUUACAUUCGCUACCUGAGUACACUGUCUACUUCUAGCUGCCUGAACUACUGGACCGACCGUCUGGCUGAUGUGAAGCCAUGCAAAUUUCCUAAUUUGCGUACUGCGAACGGCGACAGUGGGUCUGAGAUCGAGACUUUCAGAUCUUUAGUCACCACUAUUGACAGAGAUGGAAAAUUGCAAAGAUUCUGCGAGUCGCAGAACAUCACCAUGAGUAACCUUUUCCAGGCUGCCUGGGGCUUGGUUCUCCAGGCCUACACAUGCAACAAAGAUAUCUGUUUUGGCUACAUGGCCUCAGGCCGCGAUGUGCCUCUUGACGGAAUCUACGAUGCAGUGGGCCCAUUCAUCAACUUACUUGUUUGUAGACUAAGCCUCGCCAAUGAUGUGUCGGUCUCCAAGCUGCUGAAGGAUAUCCAAUCAGAUUAUAUGAACAGCCUCCCUCAUCAGCAAAUCUCCCUCGCAUCGAUCCAGCAUGAGCUGGACAAUAAGGAUGUCGCAAUGUUCAAUACUCUUCUGUCAUUGCAGAGACAGCCCAGUCAGGGUCCACCUUCACAGGUUGAUUUCAAGGUUGUGGACCAAGCCGACCCAACUGAGUAUGACAUUAAUAUAAGCAUCACCACUGGGGAUGAGCCUGGUGUGGAGAUCCACAUGACGUAUCUGAAGGCCAUCCUGAGUGAUACACAAGCAGAUGACCUGAUGGAUGCAUUCACGAAUGUGCUCAUGGUUUUGGCUGAUGACCCGGAUGUACCUCUUUCGAAGUUGGACGUCAUUCCCCAAUCGUGCCGCGAGGAGCUUGAGAGAAUCAAGACUCUUUGCCGGACAUUGAACGGCCACGCCUUCGAUCUAGCCUCUAUUGAGCAAAAAGUUACGUUGGCCCUUCCAUUUAUGGGCCACGCAAUUGUUGAGGUCAUAGACUUGUAUCAGCAAGGUGGGAAUCAAUCCAUGGCUGUUUUUUACGCCAAGGGUAAAUACACCACUGAGUCCGAGGCCUGCCUGAUGCCUGUCACCGAUGGUGAUCGGGCUCAGUUCACCCAGUUGAAAGAAACACUGCGACAGCAUCUGCCAGAACCAUUAAUCCCAACCCUUUUCUUCCCCGUCAGUGGACUUCCAUUCAUCGCUGGCCACAAAACAGACCGCAUGGCUCUGCAGACACUUGUUUGUGACUUGAAUGAACAGGAACUGCAGCAGUACCGACUUGUGAAUGCCAAGGAAUGUGUAACGUUGACCGCAAGUGAGCGUAUUGUGCUUGAACUCUGGGCUGAUGCCCUUGCAAUCUCGGACAGUAGCAACGUUACCCCAUCCGAUAGUUUCUUCCGCCUCGGUGGUGAUUCUAUCGGUGCCAUGAGACUUGUGGCCGCCGCACGAAAUCACGGCCUUGCUCUCACCAUCAAUUCAAUCUUUCAACAACCCACUCUAUCUGGGAUGGCCAAGGAUCUUCGUCUUCUGGACCAGAGUGAGGAUCGCCAACUGGAGCCUUUCUCCCUGUUGCCACAGGAGCUCAGCCCCGAUCAGCUCACUUCUGAGGCUGCUACGCAGUGUGUGGUUCCACACGACGUCAUCGAGGAUGUUUACCCUUGUACCCCCCUUCAGGAAGGCCUCAUGGUUUUGAACCGGCAAAACACAGCCUCCUAUGUGAUCCAGGAAGUAUUUGCUCUUCCAGACACAUUGGAUAUCCUGCGGUUCAAGGAAGCGUGGGAGCAGGUCGCCGAGCGAAGCACCAUUUUGCGCACUCGCAUCAUUAGCACGUCUGAUGGCUCGUUCCAGGUUCUCCUCAAACAUAUCAUUAUCUGGGAGUCUGGGGACGAUCUUGACGUGUACCUCCAGAAGGAUUCGUCUCGCCCAAUGAAUUAUGGCCAGCCACUGGCACGUUAUGCAAUUAUUUCUACUCCCGCGCAAACCUACUUCGUGUGGACCGCCCAUCACUCGAUCUACGAUGGAAUGACCCUCCCCAUCCUUGUCAAGCAGGUUUCUGCUCAAUAUAGGAACGAAUUCGCCUUGCCAGAGGUUCCUUAUAACCGAUUUAUCAGCUAUAUUCAGGGUAUUAGUCCGGCAUCGGCCACUGAGUUCUGGAAUGCUCAGUUCGCUGAGCCUUCUUUGACAUAUCCUGUUCUGCAUGAUCGCAACUAUCAGCCAAACCCGGACCAGGUGAUUACUCAUUCGUUGAACCUGUCCAGGGCUCCGUCUGAUAUUACCUUGAGCACCGUUCUGAGAGCCGCAUGGGCCGUUGUUCUCGCCGGCCUGACAGAAAGUGAACGCGUGACCUUUGGAAUUACGCUCUCUGGUCGCACUGCAGCUCUCGCUGGUAUCAAUCAGGUCCUUGGUCCUACUAUCGGGACAGUCCCGGUGUGCAUCAGAGUCAAUGAAGACCAAUCUCCUCUUGACUUCCUCCAAACUGUCCAGCAGCACUUCCUGGAGAUGGUACCCUUCGAGCACACUGGUCUACAGAAUAUUCGUCUAAUGAGUGAAAAUGCCAGAGACGCCGUCAAGUUUCAGAAUUUGCUCCUUAUUCAUCCUGGCUCAUCCUCCAUUGCGGGGCCUGACUUUCUGGGACUGACUCGAGUGCCAUGUACAGGCACUGAGGCAGACCAUCCUUAUCCGUUGACCAUGGAAUGUGACCUUCUGGACGACCGUAUUGAUAUCAAAGCUCGUUUUGACAGUAGCGUUGUCUCGAUCGAGGAGAUUAACGGGAUAAUCAAGAGCUACACCCGAGCUAUUCGAAGCUUGAGCGCAGUUCAAGAAACUCGCGGCGAGGAUCAUACUGACACGCUGGAGCAGAUGGGAAUGAUUAGCGAGGACGACCUACAGCAGAUCCUUGCAUGGAACCAGAAUCACCCUGAAAUUAUUGAGUCUUGUGUCCACGACAAAUUCGAGGAACAGGUCCGCAUGAGGCCCGACGCCCCCGCCAUCUCCUCUUACGAUGUUGAACUUACGUACAGUCAACUUAACACCUUGGCCGACAAGCUGGCCUACCAGCUCAAAGUGCGUGGGGUUAAAGCGGAGAUGAUUAUUCCUCUCUGCUUCAACAAGUGCUCAUGGACCAUUAUUGCAAUGUUGGCUGUCAUGAAGGCUGGUGGUGUUUGCUGUAUGCUCAACCCCGAGCACCCUAGAAGCCGAAUUCAGCUUUUGCUUUACGAUCUCAGUGCUCAACUAGUUGUGUGUGACCCCGCAUCAUCAGAAAUGCUCUCUUCGUUACUCCCUGCCUCAGGAGUGCUCCCAAUUGACGGCGGUUACCUGGAAAGUCUUCCUUCCCCGACCGAGCCUAUCGGUGCAAUUGCCGAACCUUCCAAUGCUGUAUUCAUCAUAUAUACUUCUGGGAGCACCGGAAAGCCUAAGGGUAGCAUUAUGGAGCAUCGUUCCCUUGUGACCGGUCUUUUUGCCCAUCUGAAAGAGAUGGCACUCGGCCCUGGUACACGAACCUUCCAGUUUGCCUCGUACACCUUCGAUGUUUGCUUGGAUGAAAUCAUCGGAACAUUGAUGCUUGGAGGAUGUGUUUGUGUUCCGUCAGAGGCCGAAAGGAUGAAUGCCCUUGCGGAUGCCAUGGCCAGAUAUCGCGUUAGCUGGACAGAACUGACCCCCACUGUCGCUAGUCUGCUACUGCCCAGUAGUAUUCCUACCCUCACAACCCUCGUUCUCAGUGGAGAAGCACUGACUAAAGAAGUCGUGAAGAUAUGGGCCAGCUCCGUUCAGAUAAUCAACAGCUAUGGCCCCAGCGAAUGUUGUGUUUGUACCACCUGCAAUGUUGAUACUAGCACUAUCAGAGACCCGAGUAACAUCGGCCGGGGAGUGGGAUGCAGUCUGUGGAUCGUGGACCCGGACAAUGUCGACCGGCUCUUGCCUAUUGGCUCCACCGGAGAGCUCCUAAUUGAGGGCCCGAUUGUUGCCAGAGGAUAUCUGAAUGAGCCUGAGAAAACGGCUGCCGCAUUCAUCAGCGCUCCAUCAUGGUGGAGACCUCACGACCAAGGCACUGGUCGUAUGUACCGCUCAGGUGAUCUGGUCAGGUACAACCGUGAUGGAACUAUUAAAUACAUCGGACGCAAAGAUACUCAGGUGAAACUGCACGGGCAGCGCAUUGAGAUGGGCGAAAUCGAACAUCGCAUCAAAAACGCACUCGAUGACGCCUCGCACCAAGUGGCUGUCGAAGUCCUAACCCCAAAGUCUCGCGGCAGCCUCAAGAUUCUCACGGCAUUUGUUUGUGCUAGUGAACCUGUACCUGGAAACGUUGAUUCCCUGCUUACUCCCCUCUCUCAUUCCCUUCAAAAAGGGUUCCAAACUUUGUACAGUCGGUUGCGGGAGGUUUUGCCAAAGCAUAUGGUUCCUCAACUGUUCAUUCCUAUCUCAUACAUGCCAUUAUCCCCAUCCCGCAAGCUGGAUCGAAAGGCAUUGAGGGAGGUUGGGAACAAUUUGUCGCCGGAGGUACUGGCGUCAUAUGCUCUUGCCCAGGUGGAGAAAAAGGAGCCCUCGACCGAAACACAAAAGGCUCUCGCACGGCUCUGGGCCCGUGUACUCGGCACAGACACUAUCGGCGUAGACGACAAUUUCUUCCACCUGGGUGGGGAUUCAAUUGCCGCGAUGAAGGUUGUCGCUACUGCCACCAAGGCAGGACUGUCUUUGAGUGUAGCCGACGUAACCCGAUACCCAACGCUAAGCGAAAUGGCAGACAAUAUCGAUCGCUCUUCCAAAAUAUUGGAGAUCUAUAAUGCGCCGCCGGAGCCAUUCAGUUUGGUGCACCCCGAUAAAGUUGAUAAUCUUGUGCGCCAGGCGACCGCCCAAUGUGCGGUUGGGGCCGAUGCGAUCGAAGAUAUUUACCCUUGCACUCCUUCGCAGGAAGCAUUGAUGGCACUCACUGCGCGAGACGAAGCGGCGUAUGUGUCGCGAGCGGUCUACCACAUUCCUGUUGAUAUCAACCUGGAGAAAUAUAAACAGGCCUGGGAGACUCUCGCCCAGCGCCAGCCUAUCAUGCGUACUCGGGUCAUCUACACGGACGACUCGCAGUCCUUCCAGGUUGUCAUCGCUGAGCCGCUGACCUGGCGCUCCGAGGAGACGGUGGAAGGGUACCUGAAGGCCGACAGGCUCUCACCUAUGGUCCAUGGUCAACACUUGAUGCGCUUCGCCAUUGUCCAUGGAGACCCGAAAGAUCCCCGCUCGUCGCUAGUCUACACUGCCCAUCACGCCGUUUACGAUGGGUGGAGUGAGGCGUCUAUGUUUGAGCAAGUCGAGAUCAUCUAUCGAGAAGGCUUCUCGGCUUUACCCCCGGUAAUUCCGUACAGUGGAUUCAUCCGGCAUCUCGCGAACACGGAUCGCGAGGCUUCAGAGGCCUUCUGGCGCUCCCAGCUGGAUGGUGAUUUGCCCGCUCAGUUCCCUAUCACUGCUCCCUCCCCCAUGCCUCCCCGACCAAACCAGUCCCGAUCUCUGAUGAUCCGUAUUCCACAGCGGAAUACGUUUACUUUUACCACCCCAACCGUAUUGAAAUCGGCUUGGUCCCUAUUACUCAGCCGCUACACGGCAUCCGAUGAUGUUGUUUUUGGUCAUGUUCUUUCAGGCCGCACUAUUCCGCUUUCUGGGGUUACCGACAUGAUGGGACCGACGAUCGCGACGGUACCAAUCCGAAUCCGUUUGGAUCGAACCCAGACCAUCGGCGAGCUAAUGGGCGGCAUCCAGCAGCAGGCUCUCGAUAUGACGCCCUAUGAGCAGUUCGGUUUGCAAAAUAUUCGUCGUGUGCUCCCCAACGCCUCACCCAUUGCUGAUCUUGGUCAUCUCUUCCUCAUCCAACCCACUUUGGCGAGGUCGGAGCAUGACCUGGGCUUGGAGGCGGUUUCUUCAGUGGACUAUGAUUUCGAUACCUACCCUUUGCUUGUAGAAUGCCAGAUCGCGGAGUCUGAACUCUAUAUCUGCGUUAAAUAUGAUGAUGCGAUCAUACCUGAGCAACGGAUGGGAUGGUUGCUGCAACAUUACGAGAACCUGGUCCACCAACUCUUCCAGCUGCCUUUAAAAACUCCUAUGACAGAUGUUACAAUGGCUGGCCAAACUGACAUGAAUCAGCUUCUCGACUGGAUGGGACCCCCUAUUGGACCUGUGAACGCUUGCGUCCACGAUCUCUUCACCAUUCAGUCCAGAUUCCACCCACAGCACCAAGCAGUGGAUGGGUGGGAUGGUAGUCUGACCUACCAAGAGCUUGACCAUCUAUCGUCUCAGUUCAGCGAUGUAUUGGUUAGUCUUGGCGCCACGACGGGGUGUACGGUAGGUUUGUGCUUUGACAAAUCUAGAUGGGCUAUUGUGUCCCUGCUCGCCGUCUUAAAGGCCGGCGGAGCUUGCGUGAAUCUAAAUCCGAAGCACCCUGUCUCCCGUCUGGCGGAAAUUGCCCUUGAUACUGGCAUACAACAUGUCUUUGCUGCACCGCAGUAUGCUGAUCUAGCUACUGCCAUCGGGUCCAAUCAUGUUCUUAUCGCCGAUACAAUCAUGGCUUCUCAGCUCCCAGCUACCACCGUUGACCCCUCCCUUCCCCGGACAACCGUUGACCCUUCAUCGCCCGCAUACCUCGCUCUUACCUCAGGUAGCACCGGCAAGCCCAAGAGUGUGGUGAUCGACCAUAGAGCUAUCUGUACUAGCAUCAAAAAUCAUGGUCCCGCAUUGAAGAUUACGUCCAGCUCUCGUGUUCUGCAAUUUGCUGCCUACUCAUUCGAUAUUAGCUAUGCAGAGAUAUUCACGACCCUUCUCACUGGUGGCACGGUGUGUGUUAUAUCCGAGCACGACCGGAUGAAUGAUUUACCUGCAGCCAUUAAUCGGGUGUGUGCGAACUGGGCCUGUCUCACUCCGACUGUGGCCAGUCUCCUGUGCCCUACUGAUGUUCCUAGGUUGAAGACGUUGGUUCUCAGUGGGGAAUGCCCCACAGAGGGUAAUCUCAAGGCCUGGGCAGGCAAUAUUGAUACUCUUCUCAACGCUUACGGACCGAGCGAAGCGUCCGUCUGGUGCUCCACGUCGACAUUCAGCAAUCCUGAUGACUCCUUCUCCAACAUAGGAUUCCCUGUUGGCUGUCGGUUGUGGGUUACCGAACCGGAUGAUGUCAACAAGCUCACGCCCUUGGGCUGUAUGGGUGAACUGCUCAUUGAAGGUCCCAUCCUAUCGCAAGGCUAUUUGGGUGAUCCUCGAGCUAGCGCUAUGGCUUUCAUUGAUAAACCCCACUGGAUGCAGCAUGCUUACCCCACGGACGGCUUCACACAAGUCUACCGGACCGGUGACUUGGCCAAAUUUAAUGUGGAUGGUAGCAUUGAGUAUCUGGGACGCAGAGAUACCCAAAUAAAAAUGUAUGGUCAGCGUAUCGAUCCCCGUGAGGUCGAGCAUCACAUUAGACCGCAUAUUCCUUCCCUCUACGAUGUUGUUGUGGAAUCUGCGAUGGUUUCAUCCCGGACCAGGAAAAUGCUGGUCGCAUAUUUCUACAAUGAGUCCAUCCAGGCUCAAGAUGUUGAAAUCAACAAACUGGCAGAUAGCUUGACAGCCGACCUACAGCGGGCCCUCACCACAGUCCAGUCUAAACUGCGCACCACCCUUCCCGGCUAUAUGAUGCCUUCCCUCUUCAUCCCUCUUAGGGCCAUGCCCACCAACUCUUCCGGGAAAGUGGAUCGAAGCGUGCUCAGUCGCAUGGUCGACUCGCUUUCCGAUACCCAAUUGCAGACCUACUCACUUGCCACCGCCAUCAAGAGACCACUCAGCACGGAGAUGGAACUCGCACUGGGUAAUCUUUGGGCACAGGUACUCGGGAGUGAUAGUCUCUCGAUCGGGGCAGACGAUAGUUUCUUUGCCGUAGGCGGUGAUUCCAUUGUCGCUAUGAAACUAGUUAGCCUCGCUCGUACCUCUAACAUCGCCAUGAGUGUCGCUGAUGUUUUCAACUAUCCUGUUCUUGCGGAUAUCGCUGCUCUGGCCGCGGCCAACGCACUAGUCACUCCCGGCGAUGGAAGCCCCCGCCUAUCUCCGAGCAAAGGCCCAUUGUCUUGUGAUCCCGUCCUUCUGAACGCGAUUGCCCUGAAGGUUGGAGUCGAGAAGGACAACAUUGAAGAAAUCUGCCCCACUACUAGCUUCCAGGAUAUCGCGCUGGUCGGCGCCAUGACGCGGACUCGGUGGAUGCUCAACUACUUCUACUUCGAUAGCCCCGAAGCGGCGGAUGUGGAGCGUCUCCGUCAGAGCUGCUUCGACCUAGUGCGCCAAUUCAGCAUUCUUCGCACAGUUUUUACGCAGCAUGAUUCUCGAUUUUGGCAAGUUGUCCUUGAGCAUCUCGAUCCGAUCUUCCUCAUUAUUCCCACCGAUGAUAUUCAGUCAACAACUCAAAGGCUGUACAAGGAAGGUAUGGUGGGUGACCUCCUGAUCGAGGAACCGUUCGUGCAGUUCGUUUUGGUGAAGCAGCGUCGCGGGCUUGCGCAUCGGCUAAUCAUGCGCAUUUCGCAUGCGCAGUAUGAUGGUGUCUCGCUCCCUACCCUCUGGGACGCGUUGCAGCGUGCCUGUGACGGCCAAAUUGUUUCCCCCAGCCCGUCCUUCUCAACCUUCACGUCGCAAUGUCCGGGCUCGGAUAGCCCAGCCGCUAUUAACCACUGGCGUAACCUGUUAGCCGGAUCAACUAUGACUAGCUUUGUGGGACGUCACAAGCCUAGCCUCCGAGAUGUCUCUGAUGAAGUGGUCGCGGUCCGGCGCCAGGUGCCGAACACGCCACUCACAGGUAAGGGUAUCACCUUCGCUACAUUGAUCAAGUCCGCCUGGGCCCUGGUCCUUGCUCGCAUGGCGGCUCAACCGGACGUGGUAUUCGGUCAUACCAUCUCAGGCCGCAACUUGGAAAUCGAGGGCGUCGAUCAGAUCGUCGGUCCCUGUCUUAAUGUGGUCCCCGUGCGUGCUCGCUUCCAAGAUGAUUGGACUGUAAUGGACCUUCUUCGCACCAUCCAGAAUCAGCAGGUGGCCAACAUUCCCUUCGAGUCACUCGGAUUCCGCUCGAUUGUCGAGCACUGCACAGAUUGGCCGCGAUGGAUGCACUUCAGCAGUGUGGUUCAGCACCAGAACAUCGAGUCGGAUCGGGGGAUGGUGAUGGGUAAUUGCCCUUAUGAGCCAGGCUUCAUGGGCUCGGAGCUUGAUCUUAUGGACGUCUCAAUCCUGUCAACCCCCGCAGGCGAAUACGUUGACAUCGAUCUCCUUACAUCAAUGUCCGUGAUGUCUGCGUCCCAGGCGGAGGACUUGCUUGACCGGUUAUGUACAGCAAUCUGCUCUUUAUCGUCGAGCCCCUCCACAGCAGCCUUGCCAUCACUCGAGGAUCUUCAGGCUGGUCCGCCCAUGCUUCCCAUGGCUAUUGAUUUUUCUGUAUCCGUGCCCGUUAGUAUUGUCCGCCGUGCGGAUCCAUCCGAGCUGCGGGCGGCCGUGUACCAGGCGUGGAGGAGCACUUUACCGUCGAUGGAGAAGUCGAUCGUGCCGACGACGGAAUGUUACUUUGCAGCCGGUGGUGACCUUGUGGGAUUGGCACAAGUGCUGGUGCUGCUGCGCGAGCACACAUCCCAACUUCGUCUGGAGGAACUCGUUCAAAAUUCGUCAAUGGAGCAGAUGGUGGAUCUCCUGCUUACCUACUCUCCCCUCGCGACGUAACGGUCGCUUUCUUUUUUCCUGUACAACUAGGUUGAUUAUUCAAUAUUUAGCUAUGUCUGUCCUACUGUGUUUUGUCUGAUUCGUCUCCUUAGCGUGAUUCAUCUUAUAUAUAU
Molecule: messenger RNA, 20959 nt
Organism: Aspergillus alliaceus
Lineage: Eukaryota; Fungi; Ascomycota; Eurotiomycetes; Eurotiales; Aspergillaceae
Exons: 5
Coding region: 144-20846 (6900 amino acids)
Biological process (GO): amino acid activation for nonribosomal peptide biosynthetic process; secondary metabolite biosynthetic process
Cellular component (GO): cytoplasm
Molecular function (GO): phosphopantetheine binding; catalytic activity
Source: RefSeq, a predicted model, not a curated record